This is a messenger RNA of Capronia coronata CBS 617.96, 2634 nucleotides long. RefSeq lists its product as uncharacterized. Gene Ontology annotation, cellular component: epsilon DNA polymerase complex. Gene Ontology annotation, molecular function: DNA binding. Bases 1 to 2634 code for a protein of 877 amino acids. The transcript has a single exon. The record is from RefSeq and is a predicted model, not a curated record. Gene Ontology annotation, biological process: error-prone translesion synthesis; DNA-templated DNA replication. Lineage: Eukaryota; Fungi; Ascomycota; Eurotiomycetes; Chaetothyriales; Herpotrichiellaceae.
AUGGAAGAGCCGCUGUCGACUCCAAGGCUACCAUCGGCUCCGAGUUUCAAGGCAAAUCCUGCAUUCAGCAAGGAGCAGCUUCUCUCAUCAUCGCCAGGAUUUGGGACACCCGCAUAUCCAAUUGUCAACCGGCCACCUGGGAUCAAGCAGCCAUUUGCAAGCAAGUCGAAUAGUACGACAGAAAAUGUGCCGACAGUCCUGCCCAUCCUGCUCCCGCCCCAGGCGCUUCGACGGGUCGCCUUCAUCACUCUCACCAAGAAGCAUAACUUGACCAUAACCACGUCCGGUCUGCGUCUCCUAUCUACGUUUGUGGGCAAGUUCUGCGGGAGCGGCUGGCGAGAAGCUGGCCUAGCAGAACGUGUUCUGGACGAAGUUGCAAAGUUAUGGAAGCGAAAUGGAGGCGGGCUGAUUGUCGAAGAUGGGCUAGACAAAAAGCUGUCCAAUAUCUUGAAGAUUCUCGAGCCAUGCAUGUCCGGUGGACGGCCCGAUAUGGCUAAACUGUCACGUACCAACAAUGCGGUCAACAAUCCGAAUCUAUCCCGAACAGCAUCCUUCAGCGGACGGCCUGGUGCCAGCAGAGAGGAAAGCCAGACCAGUUUGGGUGGCCCAGACUUGCGUCCCGGCGAAAACGGUGACCAGGACGAGGAAGACGACGACGAAACACAACUCGAUCCACGCUCGUACUUGAAGAUCGUCUCAGCCUUCGACCAGCCUAGAAUGAUGUACUCGACUUCCAAAAAGUGUUUCGAGCCGAUGGCCGGCCCGCCGAGUCUCCUCCCUCCCAUACAACAUAAAGUAUCCAUGUUCAGGAACCGUUACCAUCUUGUCCACCAGCGACUGCUGAGGAACGAGUCUUUCCAAGCACCUUCAUUCUCAACAAUCACACGACCACCGAGCCUUAUGCACUCUGGCAGCAGUGUGGCCACACUUCAGAAAGCAUACAAGAUCACCCCUAUUUCCAACUUGCUGGGCCGGUCUGGAACAUUGCACCUUCUCCUAGGCAUGCUCGUCCACUCAGCAGCCGGUGACCUCGCCGUGUCAGAUCUAUCUGGGAGCGUUGUUCUCGACAUGUCAGUCGCACGGCCCAUCCCCGAGGAUGGGGCAUGGUUCUGUCCAGGCAUGAUGGUGCUUCUUGAGGGAACGUAUGAGGAGGACGGCUCCCACAAUUCAAACCUAGGCUCGGCUUCAGGAGUGGGCGGCCAAAUCAAAGGCCAUUUUAUUGUCGACACGAUGGCCGGCCCACCAGCCGAACGGCGGGCGCUGACCAUCGGUGCGUCCAACGGAGCGGACGCGAACAUCUCCCAUACCAGUGUCGGCGCGGGGUUUGGCUGGAUCGACUUUUUAGGAGUAGGAAGUGAGAAAGGCAUUGGACCGCAAAUGCAAAGGAUUCAGAAACGCGUCUUCAGCUCUAGUUCGCCCUCCGUCCUCCACGACAUCAACAAUACGACUGAGAACGCCGAAGGAGAAGCAGAGGACCAAGAACAACCCAUACGAACUAAGAUCGCCAUCCUGGGCGAAUGCAACCUCGACAGCCCGCGCACGCUCGAAGCCAUUCGAGCCAUCCUGUCAUCGUACACUUCAUCCAGCAACGAGGUCGCGGACUUACCUCUCUCGAUUGUCAUGAUGGGCAAUUUCGUCUCCGCAGCCUGCAUGGCUGGGUCCACAAAAGGAGGCGGCAGCGUCGAGUACAAGGAAUACUUUGACGCGCUGGCAUCUGUCCUAUCCGAGUUCCCUUCUCUUCUAUCAAGCACAACACUCGUCUUCGUGCCAGGGGACAAUGACCCGUGGGCAAGCUCUUUCUCCGCGGGGGCAGCCUGCGCAAUUCCACGCCAGGGUGUCCCUGAGAUAUUCACGUCGCGGAUCCGCAGGGCCAUUGCAACUGCCAACGCCGAAAGCAGCAGUAACAACAGCAAGAAAGACAAGAACUCCUCCUCAUCCUCCCCAGCAGGAGAAGCGGUGUGGACGACCAAUCCCGCUCGAGUCAGCAUGUUCGGACCACUGGAAGAAGUCGUGUUAUUCAGAGACGACAUUACAAGCCGCUUCCGCAGAAAUGCCAUCACCUUUGCCAAACUUGAAGGAGACGACGAUGAUGAAAAUGACGAAGAGGUUGACCACGAAGAAAGACAUACGGAACAACAAGCAACAAUCGAUGAUGAUGGGUCGGCGCCCAUAACGGACACGAACGCCGACGACGACGCCGAUGACGACGACAAAGACAGCGACGGUCUCGACAAACGUGUCCACGAAGCAACCUCGCACCUCCCUUCCGCCGUGACGGUCCCUACCGCCUCCGAGAGAAAACCAAACACAUACACCCUCCAGGCAGCGCGUAAGCUCAUCAAAACCGUCCUGGACCAAUCACACCUCGCGCCCUUCACGCACUCCAUCCGCCCUGUCUUCUGGGACCACGCCUCGCCGCUGUCAUUGUAUCCUCUUCCCACGGCGCUGGUGCUGGCGGACGCGGAAACACCCGCUUUCGCAAUCACCUAUGAAGGAUGUCACGUCAUGAAUCCUGGCAGAGUCGUCGAUGAGUUGGCUAUGAGUCGAGCCGCGGCUAGGGGAGCUGGGGUUGGCAGGUGGAUUGAAUAUGAUGUCAAAAGUAGGAAGGGGGAGAGCAGGGAGGUGAUAUUCUAA